UAAUUGUUGUGUGAAAUCGACCCUUAAAAAUAUAGAAUAGUGAUUACCAUAAAAUUUUCAAUCCGCAAGGAGGUUUUUUCUAAGGCCCUUUGUUUGAACAUCCUUCAAUUCUUCCCAAACAAAACCCCAUUUUCAGUUGACCACUUUAGAAAUUAGAAUUCUCUAUCUUUCAAUUUCAUUUUCAUUUUUCUCUCUUCCAAAACAGAGCAAAGGAAGAGAUGUUGCUGGCAGUACUACUUUCCAACUCCGAGGGCAACAUUCUCGUUGAAAGGUUCAAUGGAGUUCCUGCUGAGGAGCGGUUGCAUUGGCGAACUUUCUUAGUUAAGUUGGGUGCAGAGAAUCUCAAGGAUGCUAAGAAUGAAGAGCUCUUUGUUGCCUCACACAAGUCGGUGUAUAUUGUUUAUACUGUGCUUGGAGGAAUUCACAUCUAUCUUGUUGGCAAGGAUGAGUAUGAUGAACUUGCUUUGUCAGAAGUUAUAUUCAUAAUUACCUCGACGUUGAAGGAUGUCUGCGGAAAACCACCAACUGAACGCAUGUUCCUGGACAAAUAUGGAAGGAUCUGCUUAUGUCUUGAUGAAAUUGUUUGGACGGGAGUUCUGGAGAAUACUGACAAAGAAAGAAUCAAAAGACUUGUUAGGUUGAAGCCCCCAACCGAGUUCUGAAUACUGGAGGAGGGAUCCUGCUUUGCGUAUUUCUUACAUUGCCAUACUGUAUAUCAUGGAAACAAUGGAUCUUCAGACAAUCUUGACGUGUGUUCAAGGAGAAUUUACUAAUUUGUAUCUUUAGAAAGAAAAAGAUGUGUGAAACUGUGAUCAACCAUUCUGACCUAUAUUAGGGGCUAGCAUUGGUGUAAUUUGUGAUAUCAGCUGUCCUGAUUGGUUGAGGUUCAGGAGCUUUCUUGUAAUCGGCAUCUUAUCAAUUUUUAUUGCUGUUAUAAAGUACCUAUUUCAUACUA
Chenopodium quinoa (quinoa) is the source of this 955-nucleotide messenger RNA. RefSeq lists its product as uncharacterized. The coding region runs from base 219 to 662 and encodes 147 amino acids. Lineage: Eukaryota; Viridiplantae; Streptophyta; Magnoliopsida; Caryophyllales; Amaranthaceae. The record is from RefSeq and is a predicted model, not a curated record. The transcript is spliced from 5 exons. Gene Ontology annotation, biological process: intra-Golgi vesicle-mediated transport; retrograde vesicle-mediated transport, Golgi to endoplasmic reticulum; intracellular protein transport. Gene Ontology annotation, cellular component: COPI vesicle coat.